This is a messenger RNA of Amoebophrya sp. A120, 6407 nucleotides long. The record is from the annotation of a GenBank genome assembly. Lineage: Eukaryota; Dinophyceae; Syndiniales; Amoebophryaceae.
CGGCAAGAAUGAAAAACAACGUACUUACAAAUGUAGCCUGCGACUUUUGCUAGUAAAGCUCGCCAGUGCUGGGGCGCUGCCUGGGUGAGCCCAGCCGCUUGAGAAGAUCUCCGAACAAGGCAAACGCAAUGCACCGUUGAGAAUACAGUAAGUAGUUUCAUCCACUUGCAAAUUUUGGUUUUUGAUGUACUUGCGGUGAGCGCGUGUCGGUGUGAAAUUCACCUGGCGAGGACCCAGCAGUCGAGGAUUAUUACGGAGAAGACGAGAGGCUGCAUGACAUGAUGGAAACGUACCUUUCCGCAAAGUUUCGCCACGGGUCCCCGAGCGACAAGAAUUUUCAUAUCGAGAAGGUGUCUUCUCCUUUCGAGUCAACCGUGAAGGCGGCAGAACUGAUUCCUCCCAGCGCCAAUGACAUCGAGUCGUCGAUUAAGCGGGAGAAGCGCAGAGCAGCCAGGGAGGAGGAGGAGGUAUAAGCAGCUGAGUGACCGGUAAUUUUUCGACAGUUGCGUACUAACCUAAGACUACGUGAUUGCUCUCGAUGUUGUAAAUCUUAAUAAAGGGACGUAAAAAUUGCUGAAAGACGAGACAAAACCAAAAGUCGACUGUUGCAGUACUAUGUUGUGUCGACGUUUCUUGAAAGCCAAAGCGAUGGAAGCACACGACCCGACGAGCGUACUUAGUCAACACGGUGGUCAAACAUGCAUAAUACAACUCCGCAGGAGCGCCGCAAGGCGGGUGCACAACCUCUGGUUGCGAGAGAAGGUGGAGGUUUGCUGCAACACCAAGGCUUGAGUCGAUCGCCAAUCUAUCCGGGCGACUACGCUCCAGCUCGGUUCGCAGGCGAUGCGCAGCAACACGGUGAAGCUGCAGUACCACCUUCGCGGCAGGGCUCGAACCAAACGGCAUCGUCUGAACGGGCGACCAGAAUCGCGCACGAUUUUUGCCAUGCAAGUAGCCACCGAGGCGCUCCGUUUCUCUUCCUGCCUGGCGAGACGCUAUCGGGGAAGACCAGCAAAGAUUCCUUUGGACCGCAGCCUGUUGUAGUGGCACCGUCUGGAGGUACUAUUAGCGUGUCUCCCGGGGGGCGGCAUUACCAAGUCGGCACAGAGGGUUUUCUGCAAAUCUUGUCCGCUGCCCAAGUGCCAGCCACGUCGUCCAAGGAGAUUCCACACGGUGGCCUCGAAGACGAAUUCCAGAACAAUUACGUGGACGCUGCCACCAACACCUCCUUCGCACAGCAGAUGUCGCAGAGUGCCGCCCUGACCUCCGAGCCCAUCGUUUGGGAUGUCGCGCGUGCGAAUUCUUACGGAACGCGGGAGGACGUUUUUCAGAGAACAGAAGACCAGGAGGCUGGCAAUAUUCAUCAGGUCCGGAAAAGCAGCCACUCACCAUCUCCUCGCAACAGUGCAGAGCGCGCGCACGCGUCCGCUGCCGCAGCAACGGCCCUCCUUGCGGAGCACCCGGACGGGAGACUGGCAGAACGGAGCAUAGAAAGUGGUAGACCUUGGAAUAAACAGCAGUGCUCUAGUACAACUCGGCAACAGCGGAAGGACGCGUGUGGCGACUUCCUGACGACGCGGCAGAGGGAGGAGCGCGACGCCGACCUGCGGUUUCAGCCCGAGGUGAGUCCGAGCAAACGCCGCCUGUCGAGCUCGACGUCGCAGUACCUGGAGCAGCCAGUGUACGAGCGGCUGUACGGGCACAAGAGUUUAAGUUCCACCUACCAUAAGGUCAGCUCUUCUUCGUCGUCAAAAGGAGCCGCAAAGGGCGGUGUGGGGAAGGUUUCUUCGCACCGGCCGUCGCAGAGGAGUAGCCGCGCGUCACUCGUCGUUCCUGCCUCCGCAUCGACUGCACAGCCGAGAAAGGGUGCUGCCGCGUCGUCGUCGUCGUCGUCGAGAAAGGCACCGGGGUCGUACCUGAUGCGUUCAACGGCCAAAGGCAGAGCGAAAGGUGCAGGAGUUAGUUCUCUCGGCAUGGGCAACAAUAAUACAGGCGGUAAAACCGGAACAAACGGGACGUGGGCACGAGCCCAGGCUGAGGUCUCGGCAAAUGAGGAAACAAGCGAGGAACCACCCCGCCGAGAGCCGCAUAGCGAAGUUCUGGAUUUUGCCCCUCCGCCCAGGGACGGAGAGGACUAUGCCGUCCCUGGGGACUAUGCCGGUUAUGAGUCCUUCACCUCCCAGGACGACGCACCAGGACCCUCUGGUGGAGCAGAAGAACAGCGCCUACCGGCUUCCGGGUAUAGAAAGAGCGCUCUUUAGUAUUAUUUCGCGCAUCAACAUGAACAUUAUAGCGAUCUUGGAGAUCAUGCGCAUGCGCAAUGUCGAGCUCGACUCAUGGCAUUCGAGCUAGCUAGAACCACGCGUAGUUCAUUCCUUUAUCGUUGUCGGCUCGCCUCAUCAUACAGCAACGCCGCCAUGGCGGGACGUCCGCCGCAGCUACCACGCGGGGCUACAGCACCAGUCGGCGUCAACCAAUCCCGCAUCAAUGAUCUACGGUCCGAAGUGCAGCGAGACUCACACGUGGACCUUCAGAAGGCACGACUGAGCAACCUGUUCCAUGCGGUAGACAAGAAGAGAAACGCCGUGCAACCACGGUCCGCACCCGGGGCAGCUGCAUCAAGGGUAUUCUGCUAGCCUCCAAUUUUGUAAAUAGGCAUUGCACUGCCACUGCCAACCGUGUCCUUCUUGCUCGGUAAUGGUUGAUUGCGCUUUACAUAUAUAACGCAACUGCUCCCAUCUGAAGUACUUCUAAGACUAGCGUAUCAUGAUCCAGCACCGUAAGUAGAUACGUGGACACUUCGAAGCUCUGACACUUCAAUUUCCAUAAGUGUCUGAGUCAAAAGUUGUCCUACAAUAAGCAAGCUGCUGGGUGUCACGACAUUCCGUUUCGUCUCGGUGUCGUGUCAAUUGAAGUGGCACACAACUCGUUGAUGUAACUCUAAGUUCAGUGAAAAUAGACGAAAAUGAUGACUCCCUUGACCAUAGAAUACUUGCACUGAUCUUUCAGUGACGAGACUUCUACUCAUGUACCACCAGUCUGAUUUGGUUUAACUUUAACGUUGCCAGAACCCAGUGCGUCCAAAUGGCUACUUGAGGUGCCGUCGCGACCGCGUCAUGGGGCUUUCUGACUUCCCAUGAUGAUUUGUUUUAACCAUAGAAUACUUGCACUGAAGAAUACAUAACAUUCUGGGUGACGAGAAUUCUAUACAUGCACCACCAGUCUGAUACAGGGAAGCGAAAGAGUUCUAGUUCUAAAUGGUGUCCUCGAGAGCAGACUACUGCGAAUGCGUUGCCUCGCACAGUUUACGUAAGAUACGGAUUUCCAAUCUCUCGAAGGUGUCCGCGGGCUCGAAGCGAUCAACGAUAUCGGGCGAUGCGGGGAACGGUACUCCUCGCGGCACACUGUUUCCUGGUGGAUGCGGUGUCGCGGAGGCUGUAGCGCGGUCGAAGAACAAUCCGCGUGAUCUCGAUAGCAAAUAUUCGCCGACGAAACGCACGAGCACGCGAGGCGGGGGUGGACGAAGCAUGUCCUGGGCGACUCUAGUGUCACCGAGACCACUGCCGAGUGCGCACUAUGGAAACGACAGCAAUCCGUACUUGUUCGCGCGGCGCGUCUUCGAAAAGGUUCAUGGCAGCGCCGUACCCGCCGCAGCGCCGAGUGCAGCGGAAAUCUACCGCAAGAUCCCGGAGAAAUUGGUCAAAAUAUCGGACGAGCCGCAGCAGCCGCAGAGUGGCGGCAACGGCGCUCGCCGGGGUAGUAGUCCACACGCGCAGGGACGAGAGGUGCCCUCCUCCAGUGCAAACAAGGAUCAAAGCAGCCUGCUGAACAUGAGUGGAUUCAUAUCCUGUGUAAAAACAUCCCCACACCAGAGUCAGGAUGGGGAUUUUGCAACACAAACCUAGGAGUUUUGUGAGUCACGCAUGACAAGUUGCACUCCGCAGUGUAGUGCAGGUUAGCAAGUGCAGCCGCAUCACAGAUUCAUCUGCUCAUCCUGUUCACAGCAUCACAAAUUCCAAAACACGAUUGGAAAUGGCUCUCAUGGGGAUGCGCAUUACGAGUCUUCCUGUCUUUGCAAAUCUGCAUUACAACUUCGGCGUGGGUACGUUUUUACUCAGGAUAAUGCAGCAUGGAUGCCUCGAAAGUGUCCGCGGUACCGAUGCCGCGCUGGGCCGCGUCGCCGAUUCUCAACAGCAGCCCUGCGCUCGAGCUGUCCCCGCCCACGCGGCAGCAAAGCACAUCGCCUGCAAAGUAUAGAGCUUGAACUUGAUGCACAUGUAGUCGGUUGGACAAAAACUCAGAGGGCCACUCUAGUAGAAAAUUUGAGGGAAGAUUACGUUUGUAUUCGAAAUCCAACUACAGAUCGUAGCCCUUGAGGCAGGGAAAGUGCCUUGUUGUAAUAGAGCAGGCGUGGCCAGGCGCUAGGUGGCAUCUUCACAGCGGGUCAGACAAGUCAGUCGCAAUUACUUGUAUGCCACUGUAACUAUACUUUAAGAGAAUGAGAAUUAUCGGUAUGGUACUUACAAGCAGGCGAGUAUGGAGAUGCAAUAAUUCUAUACUGGCAUUGAUUGUCAUCGUUUCUACCAGGUCGAGCCUGUUCCAGCAGCGCGUGGUCCCCAUGGACGUUUCUGCGCACGUGCAGCGUGCCGGCGACGAGCGGCCAGGCAGUCCUCUCGCUGCGCGGCCGGGUCAGAGCAGCAGUAGCACCAGCGCUCCUCGACAGAAGAUGACGACUACAAGCAACAACACACGUGCUGGAACUACCGUUCAGGGGGCGCGGUUUCUCACGUCCACUCGGUUUGCGCAGCUGGAGAAGAAGGAGCGCGAGGUAUCCUGUGCCAAAACGUACCCUUCCCAAGAUGCCCAAGAUGAAUAUUAUGAUCGGCCGACCGCUAGACAAAUUUAGAAGCAGGUAUGGGAGUUACGCACGAAAUCGUGCAGCCUGAGUGGUUGUGAUUAUGUCUAGUUAGUCCAAGCGCAUCACAGACCCAGUAGGGUAUUCUUGGUAGAGCAUAACAUGUUCUUUUGUGUCUGACUUUGCUGUGCUUCUUUCAUGGCCGGGACCAUCCCCAGAUAGAGGAAAACCCGCAAGCAUGACAAAUCCUACUGAAGAAAUACUCGCGAUGUUUUUCGCGGUUCUGACCCUAGAUCUCCUGCGUCCGAAGCUGCUUGCGGCGACGGUGCAAAGGUUUUUGAUGUGGUGCAGUCGGGUAUGCGUGACAAAUCCUACCACGGGCAGCCGAGUCGUGCGACACAAUCAAUGCUGGGCCGGCAGAUUUGCAUAUAGAAGGAAUAUGGGAAGGGUAGUACUGCAACUUUACUCAGGAUACGGGGAGCAGCUGAAGCAGGCGGCUGAGAUCGCUGCGAAGGUCAGCGAGCGAGAGAGCAGACUGGCAAACGCAGAGCAGGCGAAAAAGCGCGGCUGGUCGGCAUUGUGCUACGAGGACCAGAACAAAAAGUGGGAAAAGCUGAAAAAAAAGUAUCCCGAGAAGUUUCUUUCGGCGGAGGAGCAGGAGGAGCUGGAAGUGCAGAAGAUCCAAGCGCAGUGGGCACAGCGACGGGCGGAGCACCGCCAGCGGAAGGAGCAGCUGGCUCGCGUGAUGCAGCCCGCGUUUGCUGAGGAGUACAAUUAUGGAGAUCAUCCGGGCUCGCCCGACCAGGAGACGACACAGGAGCUGUUUUCCACGUCCGUAAACGCCCGCAUAGAUGUAGAGCAGCAACAUGCGCGGGAUCCGUUCUCGCCCACACACGAACUGCCGCGCGACAGCGAUGCGCGGGGAGGUCAUCUUCCCGGGGGUGGAGGUGGGGACAGCACGAGCUAUCCCCUUCGGAACAACCGGUCCGCGUCCUCGAGGCUCUCCACAGCAGGGAACAACAGUUUUACUCCAAAUUUGUACGACGACGUGCCGUCGAAAUUGCAGCUGCGCAACCCCGCACUGUACAUGGACCAGCUGCAGAUGGACCAGCGCAAUCGAGAGCUGCAAAGCCUGCAGGCGGAACAGGACCGCGCGGAGAAGGAAAUGGAACAUUGCACGUUCGACCCCUUCGCGGCUGCUAGGGUCGGACCGGGGAUGAUUCACAAUUCCGUCUUCAAGGGCAAGGAGCUCCCGAAAUCGCGCUGUUUGCGCGGCUAGAAGAGCACGCAGAUUUAAGAUCCAGGCUGGUAUCCAAAAAUGCAAAAUUGAUUCCGAGAGCAAAAGAGCGCAUGUGCUCGCUCUGUCUCGUUCCACAAAUAAUGAACCUCUCAACGCAAAGUAAGAAAUAAACUGCAGUGCUGCAUGCACGAAAUGAACACCUAACGAGCAUCUUGGAAGACGAAAGUGAUCUUACAAAUAUGGAAUCUUGCAGCGAUAAUAUACGUCCCUACCGCCGCUUUCGAGCGAGCAUUUGUAAACUUACUCUUUAUG